AUGGAUAGAUGCGGUAGCGAGCCGUGGCAAGAUGGCGGGCAAAAAGUUUCCCAAUGCCAAGGAAUCCUGGGAGUUUCCGUAAUAUCUCAUACAAAGGCCAACGCAACAAGAAACACUAUCCUCGUAGCUAUAGACCUACCAGGCUACAAUCCGUUUCCGGGAUUGGUUUCGAUCGGCGCUGAGAGCCCGCUUCUGCUAUAUACGGUGGUGACCGCCGCCGCGCCUCACAUGUCCAAUGUCCUCAGGCCUGGCGCCGACAAAUGGUUUGGUCAUCCACAAAGUAUCAACAAAUACGAUUGGAGUCCGUCCCGACGAGCUUUGGCGGAUGCCCUGGCGGCUAAGCAGAAGGCGCUCUACUUACUUCGCAUGGCUCUCAGCGAUGUAGAUGUGGUAGGAAAUGACAUGGUACUAACGGCCGUGAUUAUGCUUGUCACGGCUGAUAUGAUUGACUCUGGGAAAUAUGACUCCCAGGUCCAUGUUAAUGCUAUGGGCUGGUUGCUGAGCCAAGUACCUCCAAUAACUGGUGUUGGCGAGAUGCUCAAAGACUUCAUUAUAUCGGACUGUUAUAUGGCAUUUGCCUCAUCUGCUAUGCACUAUGCCGCUAGAAAUAGCUUCAUCUGCUGUCCAGCUGAAAUCUUACAAAUCAUGUGGUCUACUGCAAUGAUUUUGAAAGACCAGCCUACACUACACGGUGCAUAUGGUACAACCGAGGAAGGAUUGAAACUCAUGUUCAACGCCAUAUCAUUUGACGUGGCUUCGUGGUCAUGUAACAUUGAGAAUGUGCCGCGAGGUCGUCAAGUUACUGACAUUAACAGCCGGGCACAUUCAUGGUAUACGCAUCAAAUGGCAUGUUGCUUAUACAUCCUCUACGUAAUUCCUUCCGUUAGAAGGUUCUUGCCAGAAGGGACUGAGCAGAGUUUAGAGGCAGGGUUGAUGUGCCAUCUGCGUUCAAUUACUAACGAGGAUCCCAACUUCAAGACGUCGUUUUGGCCAACAUUCGUUGCUGGCGCCCAGACGCUGGAUGCAUAUCAGCAAGUUUGGAUCAAGGAUAGAAUGAUAAGGCAAUUGCGUCUCUUCCCGUGGGGUUUCUUGUACACCGCUAUAGAAACACUUCAACUCAUAUGGGAGCGACGCAACGUUCAACCAGAGCUGAACUGGCUACAGAUCUUAAGGAACCCUGAAGUUAGCUUUUUGAUGGUCUGA
Fusarium redolens is the source of this 1203-nucleotide messenger RNA. RefSeq lists its product as uncharacterized. The transcript is spliced from 3 exons. The record is from RefSeq and is a predicted model, not a curated record. NCBI's taxonomy places the organism in Eukaryota, Fungi, Ascomycota, Sordariomycetes, Hypocreales, Nectriaceae. Bases 1 to 1203 code for a protein of 400 amino acids.